CACCACCGCCGUCUUCUCCGCCACCCUUCCGCGACUCUCUCUCUCUCUCUCUCUCCCUCUCAAAAUCCGCCGCCUCGAGCUUCAAGCUUCUACACUCCACCAUUCACUCGUCGCGCACGCGACCAGCUUUUGACUUCCCCGAUGAACCACCUCCGCUCCCCGACCGCCCGUCCACCGCCCGCCACCGCCCUCCUCUGCCCCAAGCACCCCUUCCGAGUCCGCGAGUUCCGCGUCUACAAGCGUCGCAAGCUCAAGCCAGCCAGCCGCCGCCACCUGCCCCUCAGGGCCCAGCUCGGUGAUUUCCAUCUUCCCUUCGACGACCUUCUCCACGGCCUCGUGUCUCGGCUCUCUCCCGAGGUCCUCCUCCCCGGCGCCUUCGGCUUCGCCUCCGGCACCGCCUUCUCCAUCGCUCGGCGGAAGGCCGGGCGGAGCAAGCGGGACCGGCGGUGCUCCGACGUCGGCGAGUGGAUUCUCUUCUCCAGUCCGACGCCGUUCAACCGCUUCGUGCUGUUGAGGUGCCCGUCGAUAUCGUUCCAGGGGAGCGAGCUGCUGGAGGACGUGAAUGAGAAGUUGGUGAAGGAGGAUCGGCAUUUCGUGAGGCUCGAUAGCGGGAGGAUGCAGGUGAGGGAAGGUGACGGUGCGCUGGAGGAGAAAUUGGAGUAUCAGAGAGUCUGCGUCGGGGCGGCAGACGGAGGUGUGAUUUCGAUCGAUUGGCCGGCGAAUUUGGAUUUGAGGGAAGAGCAUGGGUUGGAUUCAACGCUGUUGCUGGUGCCAGGGACGGCGGAGGGGAGUAUGGAUGAGAAUGUGAGGGCGUUUGUUUGUGAGGCGCUGCGGCAUGGGUUUUUUCCGGUUGUGAUGAACCCAAGGGGAUGCGCUGGUUCGCCCCUUACGACGGCGAGGUUAUUCACAGCUGCUGACAGCGAUGAUAUCUGCACAGCUGUUCAGUUUAUCAGUAAGGCGAGGCCUUGGACAACAUUGAUGGGGGUUGGGUGGGGUUUCGGGGCAAAUAUGCUGACAAAGUACCUCGCUGAGGUUGGGGAGAGGACACCUCUGGCAGCAGCAACAUGCAUAAACAACCCUUUUGAUUUGGAGGAAGUGACAAGGUCCUCAUCACAUCAUGUUGGCACGGAUGAGAAUCUCACCAGUGGGCUAGUAGACAUUCUGCGUAGCAAUAAGGAGCUCUUCCAAGGGAGAGCAAAAGGAUUUAAUGUGGAAAAGGCUUUGGUAGCAAAAUCUGUGCGAGAAUUUGAGAAAGCAAUAUCUAUGGUAUCUUAUGGUUUUGAAGCAAUAGAAGAUUUUUAUUCAAAGUCAAGCACACGAGACUCAGUAGGAAGCAUGAAGAUUCCCGUUCUCUUUAUGCAGAGUGAUGAUGGAGAAGUGCCCCUUUUCUCUGUUCCACGCAGUAAGAUAGCAGAAAAUCCUUACACAAGCCUAUUAUUGUGUUCUUGUCUGCCAUCUAGUGCUGCUGCUGACAGCAGAUCUGCUCUAUCUUGGUGCCGGCAUCUUACAAUCGAGUGGCUUGCGGCAGUGGAACUUGGGCUUCUGAAGGGUCGUCAUCCUCUCUUGUCAGAUAUAGAUGUGACCAUAAACCCCUCAAAAGGCUUUCCUCUUGCGGAAGGGAAAACAUCCAACAAGAGUGACAAAGUUAGCAAGUACUUUGAAUUUACCAGAACAAAUGGUUCAAAUGGACAUGCAAUUGGUCCUAGAGAUAAGAUGCUUGAAGAUUUUGGUGCUGGUUAUGGCAAUUUUCAAUCUAGGCAGAGCCCCAGAAGAGAGUUAGACGGUGCUAUGCAUCAGAGCAGCACUCUUGAUGGAGAGCUGGUCAAGGAGGAAGAUUCUUCAACAGUUACAGAAAAAGGACAGGUGCUACAGUCAGCACAAGUAGUUAUGAAUAUGCUUGAUGUAACUAUGCCUGGUAUUCUAGCAGAAGAGGAGAAGAAGAAGGUCCUUACUGCCGUCAAUCAAGGGGAGACUCUCAUGAAGGCUUUGCAGGAUGCUGUGCCAGAAGAUGUUCGGGAUAAGCUCACAACUGCUGUAUCUGGAAUUGUGCAUACUCAAGGUUCUAACUUGAAACUGGAUGGGAUCCUUGACAUCGGUAGCAUUCCCAGUUUUUCAUCUGGCAUGAAGUCCCAGAUUCAAGAAACUGAGAGUGGAAUCUCAAUUAAAGAUGGCCUACAUAAGGAUACCUAUUCUUCAGAUCAAAUGCAUAAAAGUGAUAACUUGGCCUUGGGAAAUGCUUCUGAUGACAAUCAGCUGCAAAAAGAAAACCCUGCUACCUUAGAAGCAGAACAUCACUCAACAGAUAGAUCAGUGAGCGUUAAUGAAGAUGAUAUCCAGAAAGAUGCCAGGGACUUGGGUGAUAAUCAUGAUAAUGCUGAAUCUUUGAAAAAUCCUAGAACAGAUGACAAGAGUGUGGUUGCUGAUUUGGCAACAAAUGAGGAGUUUAACAGCCAGAAAAAUGAAGAGAAGAGUGGGGACUCUUUAGCUGAACCAAGAAAGAUAACAUCAGCGAACAAGGCAGAAGAAUUUCAAUCGCCCUCUGGAUCCCCUUCUGAGACCCAACAAAUAGAAAAUGAUGAUAGUGAUCCUCAGAAAAGAGAAAAUAAGAGCUUGCAGCCUGUUAUGGAACAGAAUAAGUCCAGCAUUACCGGUUCCAGUUCCUCCACCUUCUCAGUUUCGGAAGCGCUAGAUGCCUUAACAGGGAUGGAUGAUUCCACCCAAGUGGCUGUCAACAGUGUUUUUGGUGUUUUGGAGGAAAUGAUUACUCAGUUGGAAGAGAGUUCAGAUAGGAAAAAUGAAGAGAACGACAAGGUUGGGGACGGCGAACUCGAUUCGUUGUCCUCGAAACAUGAUCAUGUCCAUGAGAAGGCAACUGAACAGAAAAAUGUAGAUGCAUGCAAUCGCCAAGAGAAGACUGUUGCACAAAAUAAUGGAAAGAAUGAAUUUGAGGCUGAGAAGCCAGCUCAAGUGUUUGUAGAUAGUAACCGGCUUUCUGAAGGAGAGGGCAUAUCUGACAACAUAGAUAAGCAGAUUGGAAAAAGUCACGGUCAAUUAGUCAACAGAAAACUUGUAGAUAGUAGUCCGGAGCUUAGACGUGUAAAUAAUAUUCCUUUGUACCCAAGACCCAAUGCAUACGGAGAUUUUCUUCAUGAUGCAUAUUUUCGCAGCUAUCUUCUUUCUAAGUACCCAACCAAGUCACUUGAUAAGGAUGCAACUACGGCCCUAUUACUUGACUAUAUCCCAGAAGAGGGCCAAUGGAAACUCUUGGAACAACCAGGAAGCAAUGGAUAUUCUGCUGUUUUACUCACUAAGAAGAGACAUCUUAAUAAUGAACUCCUUUGUUCGGGAGAAGAAAAGGGAACUAUCGAACCCUCCUACACAAUACUCGACACUGAAAAACAGAAUCCAAUUCAAGAAAACGAAAUGAUUGACAGGAUGGAUAAAAAGGCUGGUAUUGAUGAUACUAGAUCAACUGAGCUGAUGGAUUUUGUUAGAAAGAUUAUCCUUGAUUGUUUGCAGGUUGAAGUUGAUCGCAAGCACAACUUAGAAGAUAUGGAGGAAUUGGAAUCCAGUCUUGCCAGAGAUUUUGAUCAUGUUGCUGAUGCUGUGUGUCUAGUCGUUGACCAUGAAAAGGAGCACGUUUUAGACUUGGAAACAAGAAAACAUAGCAUUGGUCAAGGUUCAUUGAAGUUGGGCAGCCUUCAAGGAGAGCAAAUAAUUACUGCGAUAUCAUCUGCUGUCCAGGAAACAAAUUAUUUGAGAAGAGUACUUCCAGUAGGUGUUAUCGUAGGCUCUUGCCUAGCAGCUUUGAGAAAGUCUUUUGAUGUGGCAACAACACAGGAUAAUGUCGAAAUGAACACUGACCUUAGUCAAGCUCAAAAACUUGGGAAUGUUACUCACGAUGAUUUUGAUGAGAAAGACGUAAUUCAAUCACAAAAAUUUGCAGAGAUCAGUAGUACCAAGCUCAGCGCUACUGGUAUUGAUGAAUCAGCCUUUAAGAAAUUUGAUCAAGAUGCUCCGAGUGCUUCACUAUGCAAAGGAGAGAGAGAUAAUGAUGGGAAGAAUGGGAACAACAACAAAGCUAUGGCUGGCAUGGUUGCUGCUGCUGCUCUGGGAACAUCUGCUUUAUUGGUGCAACAUGAAUUGGACAAUUGCGACAGCAUUGGAGAUGGAGGAGCGCAGAAAAAGGAACUCGACAAACUUGAUGAUGCAUCAUCAGGAAAAGACGAGAAUAACAUAGUCACAAGCCUUGCAGAAAAAGCGAUGUCUGUGGCUGGUCCUGUAGUUCCUACAAAAGAUGGUGAAGUUGAUCAAGAAAGGCUGGUAGCUAUGCUGGCGGAUUUGGGUCAGAGGGGUGGAAUGCUGAAGCUGGUUGGUAAAAUUGCCUUGCUUUGGGGUGGCUUACGUGGUGCUAUGAGUUUGACUGAUAAACUCAUAUUGUUUCUGCGUAUAGCGGAAAGACCACUAUUUCAGAGGAUUGUGGGGUUCGUUGCCAUGGUUCUUGUUCUCUGGUCGCCUGUUGUCGUUCCACUGUUUCCAACACUCGUGCGGAGCUGGAUGUCGCAUAGCUCCUCUGGAAUUGCUGAUUUUGCUUGCAUUAUUGGCCUUUACAUUGCUGUUACGAUACUUGUUAUGUUAUGGGGCAAGAGGAUCCGUGGGCAUGAAUAUCCCCUUAAGCAAUAUGGGCUGGAUUUGAUGUCAAUGCAGAAGAUCCAAGCUUUUUUGAGGGGUUUGGUUGGGGGAAUUUUGCUUGUUUUAUCCAUACAGUAUGUUAAUUCGUUAUUAGGCUGCGUGAGUUUUUCUUGCCCUCCAAGUCUUCAUUCAUCGUCUUUAGAUGCCAUGACAAGGCUCAAGUCGUAUGGGCAAAUGCUCAUCUUGGUCGGUCGAGGUGCUGUUACAGCAAUUUCUGUUGCCGUUGUGGAAGAGUUGCUUUUCAGAUCAUGGUUAAUUGAAGAAGUUACUGCUGAUCUUGGAUAUCAUCAGGGAGUUAUUCUGUCGGGGCUUGCGUUCUCCCUGUUCCAGAGGUCUCCAUGGGCGAUACCUGGGCUGUGGCUCUUAUCACUAUGCUUGUCUGGGCUUCGACAUAUCAGUGAAGGAAGCCUUGCUGUUCCAAUCGGGCUCCGAGCCGGGAUAAUAGUCUCAAGUUACACUCUCCAAUCAGGUGGCUUUUUGGUCCACAACCCCAACUUCCCGCUUUGGAUAACUGGGACUCAUCCUUUCCAACCAUUUAGCGGGAUAGUUGGCCUUACGUUCUCUUUGGUGUUGGCAAUUAUGCUCUAUCCAAGAGAAGCCGCCAUGAACAAGGAACUUAUAAGGUCUAUGCGGGAGUAGCUACCUGACUAGUGGGUGGGAUGCACAAUUUGGAGGGCAUAAUAGGACUCUCUGCAUUCUGGGUAGACGCAUCGAUAGUCACGGGAGUUUGUUUUAGCCUCGGCCGGUUUUUUAUCUUCUUUUACUCAAGGUGGUGUAGAUAAAAAUAGAAUACGUCAGAACAGAAGGCAAUUUUGACAGGGUGUGUUGUGUCGAUGCAGAUGUAAAUAACGGAAUCACAUGAAAUUGUACAGUAUGAGCUCUCUCCACGUCCUGUUCUUUUGUAUAUAUCGUCCUCUCUCUAUACGUCGGAUGUGUACAGCUGACCAGAACAGUACAUACAGCCUAUUCGGAUAGACAAGUUUUCCUUCUGAUUUUGUUGAA
Rhodamnia argentea is the source of this 5694-nucleotide messenger RNA. RefSeq lists its product as uncharacterized. The record is from RefSeq and is a predicted model, not a curated record. Gene Ontology annotation, cellular component: membrane. Gene Ontology annotation, molecular function: short-chain carboxylesterase activity; monoacylglycerol lipase activity; metalloendopeptidase activity. Gene Ontology annotation, biological process: CAAX-box protein processing. Bases 142 to 5331 code for a protein of 1729 amino acids. Lineage: Eukaryota; Viridiplantae; Streptophyta; Magnoliopsida; Myrtales; Myrtaceae. The transcript is spliced from 11 exons.